Cladophialophora immunda is the source of this 1420-nucleotide messenger RNA. RefSeq lists its product as uncharacterized. NCBI's taxonomy places the organism in Eukaryota, Fungi, Ascomycota, Eurotiomycetes, Chaetothyriales, Herpotrichiellaceae. The transcript has 4 exons. Bases 20 to 1117 code for a protein of 365 amino acids. The record is from RefSeq and is a predicted model, not a curated record.
AUUUGUCACUGGGGGAGCCAUGGCCUACAUGAAGCGGCUAUUUCAGGCGCUGAAGGACAACGCUUCAACCUCACAAGUGUGGCAUUCUCUCGGGCGGUCGCACGACAAACAAGAGGAAAGCAAUAAGGAGACCCAAGACGUUCAGCCCGUUGGCCUUACCUUGUCAAGCCUUUCGAGAGAGUUCUCCUUCGCCGCGUAUCUCUCGCCACGGCCGGUCGAAAACCAAGCUCAACUUAUGAUGGUGAUAUUCAAUGAGCAGCCCUUGGAUGCCACAUAUCUCGUCCUGCUCGCCCUCAACGAGGAAUGCCGGCGAAUGCAGCGAGGCUGUUUUUACUAUUUGCCCCUGCGGCAGGAAGUUUCCAAGGGCCACCCUUGUGACAUGGUCUUCAUCGACGAGCCCUGGGGCGCAAAGAGCGUGAGAGCAUGGGACGCUUCGAGUUGGGACACGCGACUUAGCAUGUGUGCUGCCGAAGGAAAGAUUGACCCUCAUGAGCAUGUGAUACCAGUGUGCUCCCGGAUUCUCAAGUUCGACCUCUCUGAGCCAGCAAAGACAUCGGGACGUGCGCAUGUCUACGCCAGCAACUCUGAUCCCGCCGUCGCCAAACACGCCAACAUCCAAACCUGGAGUCGCCCCUUGAAGGACGUGUCCCGGAUUCUGAUCGUCUACGCGCACCACCACGUGACACCCACCAUCUCCCACCUCCACGCCGUGGAGCACGCCUCCCAAUGCACCACGUUCCCGACGCCGAACGACCUUUCGCUGACCGCGGUCCCCAACUGGCAAGAGACCACGUCGGCCGUGUUUGGCAGAAAGUCAAACGUCGAUGCGCCCAAGUCGAGUGCUCGGCCCAACUCGAGCGUCAAAGUGGCCGGCGACGCGGAGGUGGUGCUUGCGCUGCUGCGCAUCUGGAACCGCGGCUGCGUGUCCGUCGACCUUGACAAGAACACUGAUACCGAAAAUAUCAGCAACGGCCUCGACCUCAACCUCGGGGUCUUCGACGACUGGGAGGUGGACUUUGGCUGUACCAAGCUCUUGUGGCAGGGGGUUGAGGACCGGGUGUACAACCACACUCUCGACGUGCAGGAGGCCAUGUUGCGAUUCUGGCCCAAGGAGUGACUGGCUGACCGACUGACUGGGUCAUGUGUCGUGCCGUGUGAGAGGGAAAAGGGUCCAAGAAGGUCGACGUGUGUCACAAGCCUGCCCGCUGAGAGAGCAAAGAUCGAGUGGUGGGUGAAACAAAAAUAUACACCAUGCGAAAGCCAGACAAGAGCGGACAGACGCAAAGGAAGGGCUGCUUAUUGGGAAGGGCUUGAGGACAACAACACGUCCAUGGCUUGGUGUCGUCCUGCGGUUUCAAGAAUAUCUCGAGAGAUAGAAGUAUCUUCCAGGCGGAAAGGCCUUGAAUCAACUCAAGAUUUC